This is a messenger RNA of Phyllotreta striolata, 1636 nucleotides long. Lineage: Eukaryota; Metazoa; Arthropoda; Insecta; Coleoptera; Chrysomelidae. The record is from the annotation of a GenBank genome assembly.
AUGAAUGUCGAGGAAUUUAGAGAGUUCGGUAAAGCUAGUGUGGAUUAUAUCGCAGAUUACAUUGAAAAUAUCCGAAAAAAGCGAGUGUUGCCGUCAGUGGAGCCGGGAUAUUUAAAGAAUGAGAUACCGGAAACAGCGCCCCCGUCGGGCGAGCAAUGGCGCAACGUCCUCUCCGACGUCGACAGAGUCAUCCUGCCAGGACUCACCCACUGGCACUCGCCGCAUUUCCACGCUUAUUUUCCCACCGCCAAUUCCUUUCCGGGCGUCGUCGGGGAACUCUUCCUCUCCGGACUGGGAUGCGUCUCCACCGAUUGGCAAUCGAAUCCUGCUUGCGUGGAAUUGGAGGUGAGAAUGAUGGAUUGGCUGGCCAAAAUGCUGGGACUUCCAGAGCAUUUCCUUAACGAAUCCGAAGGACCCGGAGGGGGAGUUAUUCAAAACGCCGCUAGCGAAUCUACACUGGUAGGUGUCCUAUCAGCCAAGCAAAAGACGGUUGAAAUGGUGCUGAAAGAGCACCCUCACCUAACCGAUGUUGAUGUUAAAGCGAAAUUGGUGACGUACUCUUCGAAGGAAUCGAAUUCUUCGGUGGAGAAAGCCAGUUUGCUGGCAUCAGUUCCGAUGAGGCUGCUACCAACUGAUGCAGAGUGUCGUUUAAGAGGAAAUGUUCUACAAGAAGCAAUCGAUAAAGACAAAACGAAAGGAUUAAUACCGUGCUGCGUGGUAGCCAGCUUAGGCACGACAGGCACUUGUGGGUUCGAUGAUUUGGAAGAAAUUGGAAGAAUUUGCAGAAAGGAGAACAUUUGGUUGCACGUCGACGCCGCUUACGCUGGAGCCGCUUUGGUUUGCCCGGAAUACAGGUAUCUACUCAAAGGUAUCGAGUACGUGGACUCGUUCAAUUUCAACCCCCACAAAUGGUUCCUGACGAACUCCGAUUGCUCGGCGAUGUGGUUCAAGAACACCAAGGACGCCGAGGCCGCGUUCAAAGUGAAAGCCACCAUUCCCGAGGAGCCUCUGUUCGAGCCCCAAAUCGAAAACUGGCAAAUACCGACCACCCGACGGUUUAGAGCCCUGAAGCUGUGGUUCGUGAUGAGAUUGUACGGCGUGGAGGGCAUCCAGCGUCACAUUCGCCAGCAGGUGUCGCUGGCGAAGUACUUGGAGCAGCUGGUUAGAGCCGACGAGAAAUUCGAGCUGCUGGUUUCGAGGUUAGGGGUCGUGGGGUUCAGGAUAAAGGGCAGGGACUAUUUGACGCAGAUGCUGCUCAACAAGAUAACGGAGCGGAAGAAUCUGUACCUGAUGCCGUAUUAUUUCCAAAACAAGCUGAUGGUGAGGUUCGUGGUUUGCAGUAGAUUAACGGAAAAGGAGGACAUCGAUUUCGCUUGGAACGAAAUCAAAUGCAUCACGAAUGAGAUGCAAACGAACAUUAUAAACAACAGGAAAUUGAUCAACGUGAAAAAGGAGAAGAUUAACGCUAAUAUUUUGACUAAAGUAGCCACCAGCACCUUUUCACCGGAUCUAAACGAGAAGUUGAAAGUCGGCUUGUUUCUCUAACAAUCGUAUUAAUCGUAAAAAUAGUAAAAAUAAUAACAUAGCACCUAAUAAAAUUAGUUGUAUAAUAUAACUGUAGAUAGUUUAAUAAAGU